This is a messenger RNA of Sceloporus undulatus (fence lizard), 351 nucleotides long. Its product is annotated as formin-A-like. The record is from RefSeq and is a predicted model, not a curated record. NCBI's taxonomy places the organism in Eukaryota, Metazoa, Chordata, Lepidosauria, Squamata, Phrynosomatidae. The transcript has a single exon. The annotation marks the transcript as partial.
GCAGAGCCGGAGGGGCCGCCGCAACCGCGGAUCCGGGAGGAAGGAAGGAAGGGGAGAGCGGAGGAGGAGCGGGAGCGGCGGCGGCAUCGGCAACGAGGGGAACGAGCAGCGCCGCCGCCGCCGCCUCCGGGAGCAGCCCCGCCGCCGCCGCCGCCAGCCCCGCCGCCUCCUCCUCCGCUGCUGCCGUCUCCGCCGCCGCCGCCGCCGCCAAAGGGACGAGGACGAGGAGGAGGAGGAGGGGAGCAGCAUCAGCAGCGGCGGGGGGCCCCGGUGGGAUGGUGUCCCCCACCGGCGCCGCGGAGGGAGGAGGCGGCGGCGGCGGAGAAGCGGCGGCGGCAGCAGCAGCAGUAA